AUGGCGGAAUUAGGGCAGCAGACGGUGGAUUUCUCGGCGCUGGUAAGCCGAACGGCUGAGGAGUCGUACGCGACGUUAAAUGAGCUGGUGGAGAAGUGCAAGUCCUCUGACCUCUCCGACUCCGAGAAGAAAAUUGGGAUUCUAAAAUACAUAGUCAAGACUCAGCAGCGUAUGCUCCGUCUCAAUGUCCUCUCCAAGUGGUGCCAGCAGGGAACAGAUGGUGGUAGAAAGAUAUCACAAGAUGGGGAGUCUGAUUCUGCUAGUUUGCGUACUCCUGGGCUGAAGAUUUUGUAUUGGUUGGAUUUGGAUAAAAACUCCAGCACAUCCGAAAUUGGAACGUGCCCAUUUAUAAAAAUUGAACCUGGACUGGAUCUGCGAAUUAAGUGUCUUCAUAGCACAUUUGCCAUUGAUCCUCUGACAGGAAAAGAAGCAGAAUUUUCCCUUGACCAGAGUUGUAUUGACGUUGAGAAGUUGCUGCUUAGGGUUAUAUGCUGUAAUCGCUAUACUCGUUUGCUAGAGAUUUAUAAAGAACUCGAGAAAAAUGGUCAGAUCUGUAGAGUUCCUGGCGAUGUUCAGCUUCAGGGCCAUGUAGAAGAAAUGCUUGCUGAUUCUCGGAAGAAGGAUAACAAGUUUGACAGCAGGGAGUAUCAGGGCCAGGAAGUCCUGCGUGUACGUGCCUUUGGUUCAUCGUUUUUCACCCUUGCAAUAAACAUAAGGAAUGGCCACUUCAUUCUUCACUCUUCCAAGAAUGUUAUAUCAUCAUUAGUGGUUGUUGAGUGUGAAGAGGCCCUAAACCAGAGAAGUAUGUCAGCAGCUGACGCUUUUAUUAGCUUGAGAAGCAAAAGCAUUUUACAUUUGUUCGCGUGCAUUGGGAGGUUCUUAGGUCUUGAGGUAUUUGAACAUGGGUCUGCAGCAGUUAAGGUGCCAAAGAGCAUUUCUUGUGGUACAAAUUUGUUGCUUAUGGGUUUUCCUGAAUGUGGAAGCUCAUACCUUUUGCUGAUGGAACUUGACAAAGAUUUCAAACCUGUGUUCAAAUUGCUAGAAAGUCAGUCAGAUACACCAGAAAAAGCUCAAUCUCUUGCUGAUCUGAGUAACGUGGUUCGUGUAAAAACUGUUGACGUUGGUAGGAUGCAGAUAUGUGAGGACGAGCUCAAUUUGAGUCUUCUCAACAGCAAGAAACUGCUAUCAAUUUUACCUAGUGAUGGUGGCAGUCACCAAACAUCUGAAAGUAGUCUCCUUGCGGAUUUCAGCUUGGAAAGAUCUCUAGUUUCUUCCAGUGCGCCAUCAACAUUUUGUUCUAUUGUUGAUGAAAUUUUCGAACUUGAGAAAGGGUCCUCUGUCCCUUCUUUCUCCGGUCAAAUUCCCCCGUCAACAUUUGGUGCUUCUCCUGCAUCUCAUUUGGGCUCUGGUGUUGCAAAUUAUCAGUGUCUUAAAGUUGGAACACUGUCCCCUAAGUGGGAUCGGGGAACAGGAAACUACAGUAGCUCCAUGUACAAGGGCGUGAUACAGUCAGGUUCGGCUGGAUCAUUAGCCACGGCUCCAGGAAGGAGUCAAACUGUGAAAAAGUUGACAGCUUCAAAGUCUGAGCAAGAUUUGACUUCUCUCAGAUCACCUCAUUCUGCAGGAGCUGGAUCUUAUACGUCAUUGGAUGAAGACCAGCUGACUGUAUCUACAAACCGACCAGCUCGACUCCUAUCUCCACCACAACGAGCUUGCCCUCCAGCUUCUGCAUUAAGUGGAAAAGCUAGUGCUCCAAGAAACUCUGCUGUGGGAACUGUACCGGUUGGUUUCAGGACUUCUGAGUCUAACUCAUUGGUUUUAAGUCCUGGAUCCCAAGCAAUAGAUUCAGCAACAUGUACACAGUCAGAGCAAGAUGCAGCUUCCAGAUAUAACAUUUUACCAAGGAAGCGUACAUUGUCAGAUUUGUUGGAUUCACUUCCAUCACUUCAAGCAAUGGAGUCCAAUGAAGGAUCACAUAAGCGAAGGAAACUUGUGGAGUCUGGCACUCAUCUACCUAAGUCACUGAUGCUUAUUUCUUCAGAUAUUUCUGGUAAAGCUGAAGAGUAUAGCUAUGGCAGUCUUAUCGCUGAAGCUAAUAAAGGGAAUGCACCUUCUAGUAUAUAUGUUUCUUCCCUUCUGCAUGUAGUCAGGCAUUGCUCACUUUGUAUCAAACAUGCCCGGCUUACGAGUCAGAUGGAGGCACUUGAAAUCCCAUAUGUCGAAGAAGUGGGUCUUAGAAGUGCAUCCUCAAACUUAUGGUUCCGAGUUCCAUUUGCCAGAGAUGAUGCAUGGCAGCAUAUAUGCUUGCGGCUAGGUAGACCUGGAAGUAUGUAUUGGGAUGUGAAAAUUAAUGACCAGCACUUCCAGGACUUGUGGGAGCUUCAGAAAGGAAGCAAUAGUACUCCAUGGGGUUCUGGUGUUCGGAUUGCCAAUACAUCUGAUGCAGACUCUCAUAUUCGUUAUGAUUCUGAAGGUGUUGUGUUGAGCUAUUAUUCAGUUAAUGCUGAUAGUAUAAAGAAGCUAGUGGCUGAUAUCCAAAGGCUAUCUAAUGCUCGAACUUUUGCGCUUGGAAUGCGAAAAUUGCUUGGUGCUAGGGCUGAUGAAAAGUUUGAAGAUAGUAAUGCAAAUUCCGAAAAUAAAGCGCCGGCUGCAAUUAAAGGCGCUUCUGAUGCAACUGAUAGAAUUUCCGAACAGAUGAGAAAGCAAUUCAGAAUUGAGGCAGUAGGUCUGAUGAGUCUGUGGUUCAGCUUUGGUUCUGGGGUGCUUGCUCGCUUCGUGGUUGAAUGGGAAUCGGGUAAAGAGGGCUGCACAAUGCAUGUUUCACCUGAUCAGCUUUGGCCACAUACAAAGUUUCUUGAAGAUUUCAUCAAUGGUGCUGAAGUUGCAUCCCUUUUGGACUGCAUCCGUCUCACUGCAGGACCAUUGCAUGCUCUUGCUGCUGCAACGCGGCCGGCACGAGCAGCUCCAGUUUCUGGUGUUCCUGGUGUUACAGCGCCUAUGUCUUCUGUUGCAAAGCAGACUAGUUAUGUUCCAUCUUUACCAAGCAAUGUAAACACUAGCAUAAAUCAGCCUGCACCCGGACCUGGAGUUAAUCCGGUUUCAGCUACUGUGGGUGCACUUGGCAUGCACCAUCCUAAUGCUGCAAUGUUGGCAGCUGCUGCGGCAGCUGCAGGAAGAGGUGGUCCUGGCAUUGUUCCUAGCUCACUGUUGCCCAUAGAUGUCUCUGUGGUACUUCGUGGUCCGUACUGGAUUCGCAUCAUUUAUCGGAAAAAAUUUGCUGUUGAUAUGAGGUGUUUUGCUGGAGAUCAGGUUUGGUUGCAACCAGCAACACCGCCUAAAGGGGGGCCAGAAGUUGGAGGAUCACUGCCAUGUCCACAAUUUCGACCUUUCAUCAUGGAACAUGUUGCCCAGGAGCUGAAUGGAAUUGAUUCUAACUUUACUGGUUCUCAACAAGUAGUUGGAUUGACUAACUCAAAUAGUUUAAAUGCUGGUUCACAACUUCCAGCUGCAAAUACGAACAGGACUAAUCUCUCUAAUUCUACUGGAUUAGUUCGUCCGGCAAAUGCUGUAACUGCUUUCAACCGUACUGCAAAUGGCCUACCCGCAGCAUCGAACUUAGCAGUGGUGAAUGCAGGGAUGCCUUUGCGCAGACCACCUGGUACUGGUGUACCUGCUCAUGUCAGAGGAGAACUAAAUACUGCAAUUAUUGGACUUGGCGAUGAUGGAGGGUAUGGUGGUGGAUGGGUUCCUCUUGUUGCUCUCAAGAAGGUUCUCAGAGGCAUUCUAAAAUACCUUGGGGUGCUGUGGCUCUUUGCUCAGUUACCGGACCUUCUGAAGGAGAUUUUGGGAUCAAUUCUGAAGGAUAAUGAAGGUGCAUUGUUGAAUUUGGAUCAGGAGCAGCCAGCCUUACGCUUUUUUGUGGGGGGCUAUGUAUUUGCUGUUAGUGUUCACAGGGUUCAGCUUCUCCUGCAAGUUAUUAGUGUCAAGAGGUUUCAUCAGUCGCAACAGCAGCAGCAGCAAAAUCCCGGAAGUGCCCAAGAGGAAUUAACACAAGCGGAAAUAGGAGAAAUAUGUGAUUACUUCAGCCGUCGUGUUGCAUCAGAGCCAUAUGACGCUUCUCGUGUUGCAUCAUUCAUUACACUUUUGACGUUACCUAUUUCAGUUUUGAGAGAAUUCCUGAAACUCAUUGCAUGGAAGAAAGGGUUGUCUCAAGUGCAAGGGGGUGAUAUGGUCCCUACACAAAAAUCCCGUAUUGAAUUGUGUCUUGAGAAUCAUGCUGGAUGUAGUAUUGAUGGUAGCUCAGAAAAUACAUCUGCUUCCAAAAGCAACAUUCACUAUGAUCGGGCUCAUAAUUCUGUCGAUUUUGCGCUGACGGUUGUUCUUGAUCAUGCACACAUACCUCAUAUUAACGCUGCUGGUGGUGCUGCGUGGUUGCCUUACUGUGUGUCUGUCAGGUUGAGAUAUGCGUUUGGUGAGAACCCGAAUGUAUUGUUUCUGGGAAUGGAGGGAAGCCAUGGUGGACGAGCAUGCUGGCUGAGGGUUGAUGACUGGGAAAGAUGCAAACAAAGGGUGGCUCGAACAGUAGAAGUGAAUGGGAAUUCUGCUGGUGAUGCCAAUCAGGGAAGGUUAAGGGUUGUAGCAGACAGUGUUCAGAGAACACUGCAUGCGUACCUUCAGGGGCUGAGGGAUGGUGGUGGGGUUGCUGCAGGCAUUGGAUUGUGAAACAGAUAUUACAAAGAAGUAGCUCUAAACAGUACGUAUACGUAGUGCUGACUAUCCUGAAAAAAUCCCCAGCAGAUGUAACCGGAAGAACCAGCAACUGCUGAUUAGCACGUGAACUCACCAGUUGGGAUUUAGCUGGGAUGUAAAGCAGGUUUCUUUUUCUGGGUAUAUGCGGGCUUGCAGUGGCUAACGCAAUGAGGUUAUCCCCUUGUACAGGUAACAUAGAUUGAUACAAAUCUUGCUUAGAAUGGUACGGAUCUUUGAUGAUGUACAAAGAUCUGUUCUGGAUGGUCAA
This is a messenger RNA of Nicotiana tabacum (common tobacco), 5017 nucleotides long. Lineage: Eukaryota; Viridiplantae; Streptophyta; Magnoliopsida; Solanales; Solanaceae. The record is from RefSeq and is a predicted model, not a curated record.